Molecule: messenger RNA, 1118 nt
Organism: Jatropha curcas
Lineage: Eukaryota; Viridiplantae; Streptophyta; Magnoliopsida; Malpighiales; Euphorbiaceae
Product: non-specific lipid transfer protein GPI-anchored 14
Biological process (GO): lipid transport
Molecular function (GO): lipid binding
Source: RefSeq, a predicted model, not a curated record
CAAAUAGACAAAUCAUGCAUUGUUUGAGUAAGAAUUAUGGGAAGAUAUGUCUGGUCUUGGAUUGUGACUUGUGAGGUGUUGAUGUUAGAAGAAGACAGGGUCCACCAUAUACUCGAUCAAUUUCCAAAAGCCCUGAAAUUCAGCAUGUAAUCUAAUCCAAGAAUUUUCUUUAACAAAAAGCAGGCAGUGUUGUUGGUGACUGGAAUAAUCAAUUAAAGAGGCAGCUAGAGCUAGGACAUUACUAUAUAAGCGACCUUGAACUGAGCCUUUAUCUUUGUAAUCGAUUUCUUAGUUGCAAUGGGUUUGCAGUUGACUAGAGUUGGACUUGCAUUAACAUUAACCGUAGCGUUAAUGACAUCCAUGGUUACCUGUUCAGACAAAGACAGAGAGGAAUGUGCAGAGCAGCUAGUGGGGUUGGCUACAUGCCUCCCUUACGUUGGGGCCACUUCCAAAUCUCCAACGCCAGAUUGUUGUAAUGGUCUCAAACAAGUCCUCAGAGACAACAAGAAAUGUUUGUGUGUGAUUAUUAAGGAUAGAAAUGAUCCUGAUUUGGGUCUCAAAAUCAAUGUCACUCUCGCUCUUGGUCUUCCCUCUGUUUGCCAUGCAACAGCCAACGUUUCCCAAUGCCCUGCCCUUCUGCACUUGGCUCCUAAUUCACCAGAUGCUCAAGUUUUCUAUCAGUUCGCUAAAAGCUCUAAUCAGAGUGGCACCAGCCCUGCUCCUAGUCCUAGCGAUGAUGAGAAUCCUGCGAGUGGCACCAGCCAGGGACAAAGUGCUCAAAAGAUGAGCAGUGGAUGUAGCACUAGCAGAAAGGCAUUGUUUGGGCUGCAGAUAGUUUUUCUGGGGCUUUCACUUUCGUAUUUGCGUCACCUACAGUGGUUCAUAUAGCUCUAGCUUCAGACACCACAAAAGGAUUAUCCUGGUGGAAACGUCAAACACCUCCCUCAAUCUUGACUGUUGUAAUAUUGAAAUUUUUGUCUCUGUACAACUGAUACAUGUGAUCUUACAUUAUGGACACUGGUGCUACUGUCAGUUGAAAUUGAUGGGCUUGUUUGUGAUAACUCCUACUUCAGAUGAUAUAAAUUAGUACUAUGCAUUGUCGUUCUUCGUUUCGGAAA